AUGGUUCUGAGGGCGCAGCUGCCGCCGGACUGUGGUGGAGAGACAUUCUGUCAAGUGUCAAAGAUGCUGCUGGGCGACGACACCGCGCUUCUGCUGACCGGAAAGAUGUCCGCGGCCUCCAUUGCCGUCAGCGGCGGGUUACAGGACGUCAGCGUGGGGGCACUGACCUUCAGCUCCGUGGGACUUUUCAUGGAGUUCUCACGCGGACGCACGGCCACCUAUGGACUUGGUUUCCAAGUGGGGAUGCAGUUCCCCGUCCAAGGCACGGUGGCUCACGUGCACGGGACGUCCAGCACACAGUACCUGAAUGUUGGCGGGAAACUGCGCUGGCUUGUGGGAACUCCGACCAUCGGCGGUGCCCUUUACAUGAGGGGAGUCUGGGAACGAGCUUUUGGUAUAGACUUCUUGUCGUUCGGCAACAUCAAUAUGGGCUUGCAGUUCACUGUUGGCGCCCCGUUACCGACUGGCGGAGAGUUCGGCGGCCUGUUACAGCUAGGCUCCAACUGUUUCUCAAGGGCCGACUACUCCGCAACCGGAAACUGCUUUGGUGGCCAAGUCUACGUCGAACUGAGCAGUCAUCCGGACGACAACUACUUCUAUGGGCGGAUUGAAGCGGUCACUCUGCAGAAACUGCUGCGGGUGUUCGGGUCGGACUUCCAGAUGCCCACGUCCAUCGGAAACUCGGGCUUUCCGACGGGACUGGAGGCGUCCGGUGCCGUACGUGAGGUUGAUCUGACGUCCACUGGCGGUCCGCUCAUCCCUAUCGGCCUGACGCUCACAGGCAAGAUCGCCGUCUUCGGCCUCGCGCUGGACUCCGUGCUGAGGAUGUCGCCUACAUCACUGCUGGGUGCAAUUCGGUUGGACCCGCUCAACUUGGGAAACUUCGUCGUGCUCACCAGGGCUAGAGGUGACAGCACGGCUGGGCCCAUCAUGCAUCUGGAGACUCGCAUGUUGCCUUCAUUUGUCCUGGACGUCCACAUCCAGGGGUCCUGUCAGCUGUUCGGGGUGAGCCAUGACCUGAACCUGACGCUGUCCGACGCGCGGUUAGAGGCGCGGGUACAUCAGAACCUGUUCGGUCUGUUCGACACGGAGCUGUACCUGUCCGCACCGUUCGGGGGUGACGUCACCAGCCUGCCCUUCACGGCCAGGGUCACGUUCAAGACCGGAAUCGACCAGCUAGUGGAUCAGAUAUCUAGGUGGUUGGACACUGCCUUCAACGAUGCCCACAGUGCCCUGCGCAGAGCGAGGGACGACGUGGCCGCCGCCAAACUCGAGUGUCAGCGAGUCCUGGACAUCCAGUGCGAGAACUGCAUGACUAUGAGAUGUCAGCAGGCAGCAGACGACUGUAACGGUUUCUUCGACGACGUCGGUAACUUUAUCGUGGACACCGCCAGCACGGUCGGCGAUUGGUUCGUGGAGGCGGGGAACACCAUCGCGGACGGAGCGGUGGCGGCGUGGAAUGAGGUGGAGGACUUCUUCAGCAGCUGGGGGCGCCGGCGCAGGCGCGCUGCUCUCCGAUUGGCACAAAGGUCCGACCAGACUCGCUUCAACCUGCUUUGUGACGGACUAGUGGACUACGGGUGCCAGGCGGUGAGCCACCUGUGCCAGGGCUCGUGUAUCGCCGUGGAGUUUGUGGCCCAGGGCACCUGCAACAUACUGGACGUCGCCACGGGCACCCUGAACCUGGUGGAGGCCACCAGCGGCUGGGUGGAGCUCGCCGUCAACUGGCUCAUGGACAUCUUCCAGCUGCACGAGGUGCGCUUCGACACAACGCUGAAUGUCAAUAGUCUGGACAAUACGUACAUCCGCACCUACCUGGACCUGACGGUUUUCGGACAGCGCACAUCCCUGGAUCUUGAGGUGAACUUCUCGGACAUCCCGGGCUCUGUUGUCAGGAUCGCACAGGCCGCUCUCAACUUCUUUAAGGACCUGUUCAACCUACGGCGCAUGCGCCACGGUCCUGGGUAUUACCUGUCACAGGAGUACGCCACCAAGGACAAAAUAUUCGAGAGGGCGUAUGCAGAUAUGAUGAUGAAGAGGCACCAGCAGCAGGGCUGAAGAACGUCAGUAAUCAGCUAGUAGAAUCCUGAAACUAGCGAAAGGAAAUUGUUGUGUCACUGUGUUGGUCUUGCUGUGACGUGUACCCAGAAGUACGGCGUUAUUGUUUAGUUCUCACAACACAGCAAUAAUACUAAUAAAAUACGUAUAUGUAUCUCUACAUGAA
This is a messenger RNA of Branchiostoma floridae (Florida lancelet), 2224 nucleotides long. RefSeq lists its product as uncharacterized. Lineage: Eukaryota; Metazoa; Chordata; Leptocardii; Amphioxiformes; Branchiostomatidae. The record is from RefSeq and is a predicted model, not a curated record. Bases 1 to 2058 code for a protein of 685 amino acids. The transcript is spliced from 14 exons.